Messenger RNA from Elaeis guineensis (African oil palm), 1121 nucleotides. The record is from RefSeq and is a predicted model, not a curated record. Lineage: Eukaryota; Viridiplantae; Streptophyta; Magnoliopsida; Arecales; Arecaceae.
AAUAGUCUCUGUACCGUGACAAAAUUAUCUUUUACUUGUCAGGCCCUUCCGUUAAAGCCUCCUGUGGUCCCCACAAUUCCAUCAUAUCUUUGUCUACGUCAACAAUUCCAUCCACAUCGAAUCAUUGAACGUCACAAACUAGGUUUUGGAAAAGAAAACGCCCCCUCCUGAGCCUCCUCAUCCUACACUCCUCCAUUGCUUUAUAAUCUUAUCGCCGAUCCGACAACCCCACACAACCCUCAACCAGAAAGCGAUCUUUCUGGGUAUGAAAAUGGCCUCCUCGACCACCCUCACUCUCCUCUUCUUCCCCUUCCUCCUCCUCACCAUCUCCCACGCCACCACCUUCGACAUCGUCAACGAAUGUUCCUACACCGUGUGGGCCGCAUGGGCAGCCCCCGGCAACGUCGGCGGCGGUCAGCAGCUCAACCAAGGCCAGAACUGGACAGUAACCGUCAACACCAGUACCGCCGCUGGCCGCAUCUGGGGCCGUACUGGCUGCUCCUUCGAUGCCAACGGCAACGGACACUGCCAGACCGGCGACUGCGGCAAACUCGCCUGCACCUCCUAUGGCUCCCCACCCAACACCCUCGCCGAAUUCGCCGUCAACCAAAACUCCCCCCCUUACUACACCAACCGCGACUUCAUCGACAUCUCGCUCCUUCAAGGCUUCAACAUGCCUAUGGACUUCCGCUCCACCUCGGCGAGCUGCAGCCAAGACAUCCAAUGCAAUGCCGACGUCGUUGGACAGUGCCCCAACGCGCUCAAAGUGCCCGGCGGCUGCGAUGACCCGUGCACCAUCUUCAAGACAGCUCAAUACUGCUGCUCUAGCGGCUCCAGCUGUGAGCCGACCAUCUAUUCCCAGUUCUUUAAGAGGCUGUGCCCGGAAGCGUAUAGCUACCCCGAAGAUGAUACCACCAGCACUUCCUCCUGCCCCGGUGGGACCAGCUAUCGGGUGACCUUCUGCCCUUGAGGCUUUGAGAGCAUGUUGAUCCAUGCAUGAGUCGGUUUGGAGUAUGUGAUAGCUUUAAAAUAACUUGAUUGUAACAAGAUUUACGAGCCACACAGGCCCUGUUAUGCAUGCAGCAUUAUUGGAAUAAUAGAAACGCUGCAUAAUUGUUUAA